AUGUCGGUCCGGCAGCCCGAGCUGCCUCGCCCCGUGCUCCGCUGGCUGCUCAGCCUCGGCCUUUCCGUCAUCCCCCGCAACUACCGCAGGGAUUUCUCCAACGGGUACCUGGUGGCGGAAAUCCUGUCUCGCCGCUUCCCCGCCCACGUCCAGCCCAUCUGCUACAGGAACGGCUGCUCGCUGCCCACCAAGCUCGACAACUGGGCCCGGCUGCGGCGGUUUCUGGCCAAGCAAGAGUUGGACAUCGCCCAUGAGCUGAUAGAGGGAACGAUUCACUGUAAGCCCGGAGCGGCAGAGGAGCUGCUGCGAGAGCUCUGCGCCGCGCUGACCUGCGGCCGAAUCGAAAAUCUUCAAGAUACGCAGGUCGACUUUACAGACCGCUGUUACCAAACAAAGUUAUCAGUGGCUGCCAGAGCAACAGCUUCCACGGCCAUCAAGAGUAACAUCAGGUUGACAGAGAUGCUGGUGAAACCCUGCAUCUGCGUCAAUAGACAGAAGGCUGUUGCCAUUGUUAACAUGCAAACAGGAAUGAGGAUGCGAGAGAGGGAAGAGAAUCCACGUCGGUUUAACAUUAAACCAAGUUUCGGACAGCGUGUGGUUCACCAUUUGGAUUGCAUCACACCCUCCACAAAUACAACUAGGAUCCCAAAGAAGCAUUUGUCACCUCAUACUCAUCAGAAAGCAGAGACAGAACAUGCUCAUUCUAAAGAACUUGAGGUGAAACCCGACAAUUCCUCUCUCACAGUAGAUAUUUGGAACCUUCUGAACACUGCUGAAAGGAUUAACCAGAGAGAUAUGGAGCUUUUAAAUACAAACCCUCUCUCAAUCACAAUUGUGUUGACUGCAUAAUCAAUAAAGAGAAAUCUGCGUUUACCAUUAGUUAGGCACUAUUUCAUUUAAAGCCAAAUAAUAAUAAAUAGUUUAUAUCAUA
Messenger RNA from Coturnix japonica (Japanese quail), 931 nucleotides. It is a transcript of the gene SPATA4, whose product is annotated as spermatogenesis associated 4. Gene Ontology annotation, molecular function: microtubule binding. Gene Ontology annotation, biological process: regulation of cytoskeleton organization. Gene Ontology annotation, cellular component: axoneme. The record is from RefSeq and is a predicted model, not a curated record. Lineage: Eukaryota; Metazoa; Chordata; Aves; Galliformes; Phasianidae.